Trichomycterus rosablanca is the source of this 2812-nucleotide messenger RNA. RefSeq names its product protein FAM110B. The record is from RefSeq and is a predicted model, not a curated record. NCBI's taxonomy places the organism in Eukaryota, Metazoa, Chordata, Actinopteri, Siluriformes, Trichomycteridae. Bases 521 to 1828 code for a protein of 435 amino acids. The transcript is spliced from 2 exons.
AUCAUCCACCACCUAAGUAAUACCUGCUCUGUGGUGGUCCUGUGGUGGUCCUGUGGUGGACCAUUGAAGAACAGGGUGAAAGCAGGCUAUAUGUCUCAAGUGUGGAACCUCUGGAUUACAGACUUGAGUGGAUUGUAUUGGAGACUGCCAGCGUGAAGUCAAGGCUCAGCAUUCACUUUUCCAACUGCAGUUGUCCUGGUGGGUCACUCACCGGACCGAUGUGGAAUGCAACCUCUGGUGACCCCCUCCCUUAAGCCACUUUUCAGUGAACAGGACUGGGAAGAGCAGGGAUAAAAGACUGGAGCUGACACAAAAAAAGACAGAGUAGCAGCGGCAGCAGCAGGAGCAGUUCAGUUGGAUCGGAAAGUUAAAGAGGCCCUUGUUUAGGACAGAAGCCUAAAAGCCUCAACAAAAGGAACCCAAAGAAAAGACUUUUCAUGGACGCUGGACUUUUGGACCUAUAGACUGUUUCACUGCUCGUUGAAUUAAUCCCACCAACACAUUCACGGAUUUACUCAUCAUGCCUGUGGAGACUCUUCGUCCCUCAGAUGGUCGCCUGGCUGGUGCACCUUUUACCUCAGCCAUGCCCCUCCGUAUCUUAAACAAGGGCCCGGACUAUUUCCGCAGGGUUCCUGAGCCCGGUGUGCGAAGGCUAAGCGCAGUGGAGCGUCUGGAAGCCGACAAGGCCAAAUAUGUAAAGAGCCAGCGGGUGGCACACACCAGGCAGGAACCUAUCAAACCGCCAAUCAUUCGCAAACCACUGAUGUCUCCAGGCAUGCUGUUGCAUACACCGCCAGCGAGAAAGGUUCCCCGCUGGCCGUCAGACUCAGAAAACGGAGGACAGGGGCCAUGCAGGGCGACUCUGCUCAACCUGGAAAUCCUAAACAACCUUAUCAACAUUUCAGAUGGACCUCAGCCUUCACCCUCAUCUCCUUCCUCUCUAUCUCCCUCUGCUUCAUCUGACAAGUCUGCAGGACCUCAACAGGGUGUUGGUUUCAGGUCACACUUCCUGUCAAAACCUUCUUCAUCCUGCACUUCCUCUCCUUUCAACAGCCACACGCAAGCUUCUCCUCUACCUUCUGCAGCCCCAGAGCCCAGCCACAGGCCUCCACCUGUUCCAGCCAGAGUUUCUAGACCUGCUGCACAGAACAAUAACAGCAACCCAAAUCCUGUAACUGUGCGACGGGUAGAUGUGCUGCCACAGACGGAGAUUAGGAAGCCUCAGAGGAUGCCACUAAAGGUCCAUCCCAAAGCUCUACAGCCUCAAUCUAAAUCCAGACAGACAGCACAGCCCCAGGUAUCACCACCACUUCCUUCAUCCUUUAAAUCUUCAUCCACCCCUACACACUCUUCAUCACCCUCUUACCCACCCUCUAGCCCUCUGGUUGUGAUGCUUCCCCCAUCCUCGCCCGCCUGUACUCGCUUGUCCUCUGCCAGUUCACGGGGCUCAACACGCAGACGGCCCUCCCUUCACCGAUCCAAAUCGGACCUAAGCGACCGGUAUGCACGAGCAAAUGCAGAUUUGGAACGCUUUUUUAAUUACUGUGGCCUUGAGCCGAAAGAAAUAGAAGGCAUGGAGCAUUUCGGACGUGCCAAUUCAGACAUAGUGUCCAUUUCAAAGCUCCGCAGUGUCAGCACGCCAAGCUCCGAGUGUGGCGACGAAAGACACACUCAGUAUCGGGAGGAGGUCGAUGAUGAUGACGAUGACGCCAGGCCCAGUGAACGUGUUCCUUAUGGCAUAUCGAUCAUCGAGAGGAAUGCACGCGUUAUCAAAUGGCUUUAUGGGAUCCGACAGGCUCGGGACACUCAAACUGCCUCUAACGUGUAAAAGACCUUAAUGCAGAACCAAAACACCCAUGAGAAGGAAGUUAAAGGUGACAGAUCUAGAUCAAUUCUGCCCCGUUAUAAUGAAUGAUAUCUUGUUUUUUACAUGCCGUGUAUUUAUUUUGUUUUUGAGACUCUGGGAGACCCUGAUGAAUUUUGUGUUGUAUAUUUGUGUUCCAUGUAGAGUAUUCUUAUUUGGCUCACAGUAAGCUCAGUGAUAUUGUUCUUAUACAUUUCAUCCAUGUUACAUUAUUAUAGACUUGUUGAAGCAGUCUGUUGUAGUUUGUUUUCUUUCUUUUGGCUACAUGAUGACAAUUUACCUCAAAGAGAGAGAAAACUGGAGCAGGCUUUAGACUUUCUGCACAUUUAUAUUGAAGUAAAAGUCAAUAAAAGCAAUAAUCAAAAUAAAUGAAGAGCCAUAAGAAAGCGACUGAAGAGUUGUUGAUAAUCACAGCAAUAGACAUUGUGUAAUGUUGAUAAUCAGGUACUUAUUCGUGGAACUUGUGGCCUCUGUGAUAGCACUAGAUCAAUAGUCAAGGGCUUGGCAAUGUAACCAAUCAGGUACUGAUCAGGUUUACAGCAGUUUCAGGGACUGCAGUUUAGAGGCCACAGUCUGUCUGUUACUGAUAGGAAGGACUCAGAAAAUGUAGCUUGGACUCUGAAUCAAGACACAAAAUAGUCUAACCAGCAAAACACGUGUUCACACGUACACCCCCCCACACAUUCUUCAUACAGUGAAGCACAGCAGUUUGCAUACUAUUAGAUUAAAAUGAAAACGAGAAGGAAGCUAAAUUUACAACAAGACAAUUAUUACAUUAGAUCAUUACAAAUGUUUUAUCUAGUGAUGCAGUUGAGCUGAAUUACAGAUUGUUUAAUGUUAAACCAGAUACUGAGACCUUUUUAAAAUGUGUAUGUAUGUGAAGUGUGAGUCUUCUGAUUCAGAUCUUGUUAAUGGUUUGUUUUUCAUGAAGAAGGUAUUUCAUUUUCA